AUUGACUCACAGAGAAUGUACCAUUUUUUUCAGCCCAAAAAGACUGGUGUUGAAGUCCCAAUAAAAGGUAAAGCCCAGCGCACAGAGUCUGUCCGACAGCGUGUUGUGAAUAACACCCUGAAGAAGAACAUUACAGAGCUGGUGCAGAGCUGUCAGGUCAGCCAGGAGCUGGGGGAAGCACAGGUUGAGAUCACCAAGGUUGCUGUGACUCCAGACUUUCUGACAGCACGAGUGUUCUGGAGAGCACCAGGAUUAGAUGAUGACAAACAUAUUGAGGACUUGUUAGACAGGUCCCGCUUCCAAUUAAGGCAUACACUUAUCCAGCUCCAUGUGAUCGGGAAGGUUCCCCCCUUAGUGUUUAUAAAGGACAAGGAGCAAGCUGCUGUGGAUGAAGUGGAGAGAUUACUUGCUACAGCUGACUUUGGUCCGGAAGAAGAGGAGACACCUGAAAACCUGGAGUCUGACAAAGAGUCUGAUCUGGAGGAAAGUCUGGAAGAACUGGCCCUUCAGGAUAACUUCAUAGAUAGGAUGCCACUUUUUCAUAUAGACCAUCAUUCUCUUAACAAGCAGAUAAUGCAAAACAGGGCAAGGAAAAGGGAUGGCCUGGCUGAGGAUGGGACGGACCUACCGGAAGUUAUUUUCAGGAAGAGGAAUAAGAGAAAGUUGGGGCGAGUAUAUGAGUCUCCAGACACAGUCUUGAGGGACUUGGAGGAGGAUACUGAUGCAGAAAGUGAACUAAGCUGGGAAAAUUCUGGGUAUGAGAGUGACGAGGAUGAAAGUUCAACUGAGAAAAAGAAAUAGAACUCUUGUACAUAUACUAUAAUGAUAAGAGUCACUCAGUCACAUCAGACAGUAGUUAUUUAUCAUAAACUUUUAUAACAAGAUUUUUUUUCAUUUACAUGAUCUGUUGAGCUAUAUUAGUUUUCAAAGCCAUUAUCACAUACCUCUAAGCUAGGUUGUACAAGUACAGCUGUGAGACAAGCACUUAAUAUUUAAAGUGAACCAGUUCUUAACUACAAAAGUUGGAAUUGCAUGCCUACCAUUAUUUCCCUAGCUCUAUCAAGUGUUUGUACAAAAUACAGAACUAUACACCAUAUGUUGCAAAUGUUUCUUAAUAAACAAUAAACAACAACAAACAAUAAACAAGACAAAGUUAUAAUAAAGUUUCUAUAUACAGUUUCUUCUCAGCAAUACAUUUCAGAAUAAAACCAAUGUUCUUGUUAUUGGUA
Branchiostoma floridae (Florida lancelet) is the source of this 1229-nucleotide messenger RNA. Its product is annotated as putative ribosome-binding factor A, mitochondrial. NCBI's taxonomy places the organism in Eukaryota, Metazoa, Chordata, Leptocardii, Amphioxiformes, Branchiostomatidae. The record is from RefSeq and is a predicted model, not a curated record. The coding region runs from base 16 to 801 and encodes 261 amino acids. The transcript is spliced from 4 exons. Gene Ontology annotation, biological process: rRNA processing.